GCUCUGAAAAGGAAGCCGGACCUCUUCCUGUGUAGCAACCUGGAUGUCAAAGCAGUGUUUCAGUGUGGUGUCCUUUCGCUCAAGUUCCCCGAGGCCCCAACAGUCAAAGCAUCUUGUGGCUUUUUUACAGAGCUGCUGCCCCGUUGUGGAGAGAUCGUCCCGGUGGGACAGGUCGUGCAUGAGAACGGCAAAGUGCUGCUGCAGGCAGUGCUCGAGGGUGUCGGUGGCCAGGCUUCCCGCAGCCUCAUGGAUCACUUCGCAGAAAUCCUCUUUGCCUUGAACAAGCACUGCUUCAGCUACCUGAGCAUCUGGAUCAAGGAGGCUAUGCAGCAGGACGGCUUCCCCUCGGCCCGCGUCAGCCCCGAGCAGAAGGAGACAUUCAGCCAGCAGAUCCUCAGAGAGCGCGUGAACAAGCGGCGAGUGAAGGAGAUGGUGAAGGAGUUCACUCUGCUGUGCCGAGGGCUGCAUGGCACAGAGUACACAGCAGACUACUGAGCACCUGGCCAGGACCGCGGACAGUUUGCCCGGACCAGCUCUUCCCUGCAAGGAAGCCCCCCCCAUCCUCCCCACCCUGCUGCAGUACGGCUCGUAGAAUAACCCUCCACCUAGAAUUAACCCGCUCAGGACGCUCCUCAGCUAGAUUUGGUGGCCGCAUCUCAGUGUCAGCAUCUUUGUUUCCCCCAGCAUGCUCCCCCCUGGCAGGGGAGGGGAGUGCCGGCUGCAGGAGGCGGUGGCAGCGGGGGAGGGGGAAGCCUGGGCAGGACUGCCCAAUGCCCGGGCUACCGGCCCUUCCCCAGCCCUUCCCUGUGGGUGCCCAUGCCCCGUGGCAGGAAGGCUGCCCCUGUGCCCACGGCAGUGGCUGGCUGGGCAGAGGGGCUUGCCCCCUGCUCAUUUGUAUGUGUGUGGUUGGGAGGGGGGAGGCCCUGCACCUAAUUAUAUUAAGAAUAUUUCUAUGUUGUGGUUGUCGUCAUU
Molecule: messenger RNA, 972 nt
Organism: Phaethon lepturus (White-tailed tropicbird)
Lineage: Eukaryota; Metazoa; Chordata; Aves; Phaethontiformes; Phaethontidae
Gene: IPO13
Product: importin 13
Exons: 5
Biological process (GO): protein import into nucleus
Cellular component (GO): nuclear membrane; cytoplasm
Source: RefSeq, a predicted model, not a curated record